AGCAUAUAUCAUUCAAAACGCAUAUUUCUAUCCUGUCAGAAGGAAGGGCCGUGGCCUAUGGGACUCGGAGGUUACAACAUGCAGCGUUGGAUUGGAUAGUGAGGCGAGACCUCCCACUGCUACUUGCGCAUGAAUAAAACCCUGACAUAGCCUGAGAGGGAUCGUGAAAACAAGCGAAAAUUGAAAGUUGAUUGAAAGAGUUGCCGCGUAUGAUAUUUGGUUGUGAUAUAUGUAGGUAUUGGCAGAACCUUUACUAGCAAUUACUUACAACGGUACUGGCCGGGGUUCGUUGUCUUCCCUACUAGAGACCAUGUCACGUCUUACGAUCAUCGUUGCCGCCACGAAAUCAAAUGGUAUCGGCCAACAUGGUGGACUUCCAUGGCGGCUGUCGAAAGAGAUGGCCUAUUUUGCUCGGGUCACAUCCACCGCGCCUGAAGGACGGAAGAACGCGAUCAUCAUGGGGCGGAAAACAUGGGAGAGCAUACCAGCCAAUUUCAGGCCUCUCUCUAAACGUCUCAAUGUAGUCAUCAGUCACAACGAGGACUACGAACUGACAUCCUCCAACCCGUCAACUCCAGUUCACCUUUGCUCGAACUUGACUCUGGCAGUUGAGUUGGCAUCUCAGGCCGACAUACACCGCCGAUUUAUUAUCGGUGGAGUAUCCUUGAUCUCAGAGACACUAAACCCUAUAUCUUCGAGUCCGACGUCUUGCAUCGCUGACCGUGUCCUCUUGACACGGAUCCUUGCACCUGAUUUUCCUCAAUGUGACGUUUUUAUACCAGACUUCUCGGGAGCAAGUGAGGAAGGGGAAACGGAAUGGAAGCAGGCAACUCAUGAUGAACUCGUGCAAUGGACGGGAUUCGACGUGCCAGCAGGGGUCCAGGAGGAAAAGGGAGUUAGCUACGAGUUCCAGAUGUGGCUUCGUCAAUAACAUUGGUGGUAGAAUAUUUCGAAAGCUGUGCAUUAUAUCGACAAAAACGAUCCCUCUUCCCCUACAUGCGCUCUACCAAACCGG
Messenger RNA from Suillus discolor, 1015 nucleotides. RefSeq names its product dihydrofolate reductase-like domain-containing protein. Gene Ontology annotation, cellular component: mitochondrion. The transcript has 2 exons. The record is from RefSeq and is a predicted model, not a curated record. Gene Ontology annotation, biological process: folic acid metabolic process; glycine biosynthetic process; dihydrofolate metabolic process. Gene Ontology annotation, molecular function: dihydrofolate reductase activity; NADP binding. Lineage: Eukaryota; Fungi; Basidiomycota; Agaricomycetes; Boletales; Suillaceae. The coding region runs from base 311 to 931 and encodes 206 amino acids.